GCGUAGAACCGGUUACCUGUUGCGGGCCUUGACGGCUGCAGUCGUCCUCUCGGGGAUGUUCUUCUACCUGAGCAAGAAAAUUGCGAUUCCCAAUAACGUGAAACUGAAAUGUAUAUCGUGGAACAAGGACCAAGGAUUCAUAGCAUGUGGUGGUGAAGAUGGAUUACUGAAAGUUUUGAAAUUAGAAACACAGACAGAUGAUGCAAAAUUAAGGAUUCUUUCUAUGAAUCAGACUCUUGAAGGUCAUAGUGGUUCUGUUCAACUUGCAACAUGGAAUGAACAGUAUCAGAAGUUGACUACCAGUGAUCAAAAUGGGCUCAUCAUUGUCUGGAUGUUAUAUAAAGGCUCUUGGUAUGAGGAGAUGAUCAACAAUCGAAAUAAAUCAGUGAUUCGAAGUAUGAGCUGGAAUGCUGAUGGACAGAAGAUCUGCAUCGUAUAUGAAGAUGGGGCUGUGAUAGUUGGUUCAGUGGAAGGGAAUCGUAUUUGGGGAAAAGACCUGAAGGGUUUACAACUAUGCCACGUAGCAUGGUCGGCAGAUAGUAAAGUCUUACUUUUUGGAAUGACAAAUGGGGAAAUACACAUUUAUAAUAAUCAAGGGAAUUUUAUAAUGAAAAUGAAGCUGAAUUGUUUGGUGAAUGUCACUGGAGCAAUCAGUAUUGCUGGAAUUCACUGGUACCAUGGCACAGAAGGCUACGUGGAGCCCGACUGCCCUUGCCUUGCUAUUUGUUUUGACAAUGGGAGAUGCCAAAUAAUGAGACACGAGAAUGACCAAAAUCCAGUUUUUAUUGAUACUGGCAUAUGUGUGGUAAGUGUUCAGUGGAACCACAUCGGCAGUGUAUUAGCUGUGGCAGGCUCCCAGAAGGCAGUCACGCAGGAUAAAGACAUCAACAUUGUGCAGUUUUACACUCCAUUUGGUGAGCAUCUGGGUUCUUUGAAAGUUCCUGGGAAGCAGCUGUCUGCACUGUCCUGGGAAGGAGGUGGACUGAAAAUUGCUCUAGCUGUUGAUUCCUUUAUAUAUUUUGCAAAUAUUCGACCUGAUUAUAAGUGGGGUUAUUGCUUAAAUACUGUAGUUUAUGCAUAUACCAGACCUAAUCGUCCAGAGUACUGUGUUGUCUUUUGGGAUACAAAAAACAAUGAGAAAUAUGUUAAAUAUGUGAAGAGUCUCAUUUCCAUUACUACCUAUGGUGAUUUCUGCAUUUUGGCUACGAAAGCUGAUGAAGAUCAUCCUCAGGAGGAGAACGAGAUGGAGACAUUUGGUGCAACGUUCGUGCUGGUUCUUUGUAAUUCUAUUGGCACACCCUUGGAUCCCAAAUACAUUGAUAUUGUACCGUUAUUUGUUGCAAUGACCAAAACCCAUGUGAUAGCAGCUUCAAAAGAAGCAUUUUAUACCUGGCAAUAUCGUGUGGCAAAGAAGCUCACAGCAUUGGAAAUUAAUCAGGUCACGCGAUCUCGAAAAGAAGGGAGAGAAAGGAUUUAUCACGUUGACGAUACUCCUUCUGGAUCAGGGGAUGGUAUACUGGAUUAUGGUAAAGCCAUCCAAGGCACAAGGGAUCCAAUUUGUGCCAUAACUGCAUCUGAUAAGACAUUAAUUGUGGGUCGUGAAUCUGGCACCUUUCAGAGAUACAGUCUUCCUAAUGUUGGUUUGAUUCAAAAAUAUUCCCUUAAUUGUCGAGCCUGUCAGUUAUCCUUGAACUGCAACUCUAGUCGUCUUGCCAUCAUAGACAUCUCAGGAAUUCUGACUUUCUUUGACUUGGAGGCUCGGGUCACAGACAGUACAGGACAGCAAGUAAUUGGCGAGUUGUUAAAAUUGGAGCGAAAAGAUGUCUGGGAUAUGAAGUGGGCCAAGGAUAACCCUGAUUUGUUUGCAAUGAUGGAGAAGACAAGAAUGUAUGUUUUCAGAAAUUUGGAUCCAGAGGAACCCAUUCAGACCUCUGGAUAUAUUUGUAACUUUGAGGACUUAGAAAUUAAAUCUGUUCUUUUGGAUGAGAUAUUAAAGAACCCAGAACAUCCAAACAAGGAUUAUAUAAUUAACUUUGAGAUUCGGUCCCUGCGAGAUAGUCGUGCAUUGAUUGAGAAGGUUGGAAUUGAAGAUGCAUCUCAAUUCAUAGAGGACAAUCCACACCCCCGACUUUGGCGCCUACUGGCUGAAGCAGCUCUUCAGAAACUGGACUUACACACUGCAGAGCAAGCAUUUGUGCGCUGCAAAGAUUACCAAGGCAUUAAGUUUGUGAAGCGCCUGGGCAACCUGCAGAGUGAGUCAAUGAAGCAGGCUGAAGUUGUUGCCUACUUUGGCAGGUUUGAAGAGGCUGAAAGAAUGUAUCUUGAUAUGGACAGAAGAGAUCUUGCUAUUGGCCUCCGGCUGAAAUUGGGGGAUUGGUUUAGAGUACUCCAACUCUUGAAAACUGGAUCUGGUGAUGCAGAUGACAGUCUCCUUGAACAAGCCCACAAUGCCAUUGGAGACUACUUUGCUGAUCGACAAAAGUGGUUGAAUGCUGUACAAUAUUAUGUACAAGGCCGGAACCAGGAACGCUUAGCCGAAUGUUACUAUAUGUUAGAAGAUUAUGAAGGAUUAGAGAAUCUUGCCAAUUCACUUCCAGAAAACCACAAGUUGCUUCCAGAAAUAGCACAAAUGUUUGUGAGAGUUGGAAUGUGUGAACAAGCAGUGGCUGCAUUUUUGAAAUGUAAUCAACCAAAGGCAGCGGUAGAUACUUGUGUACAUCUCAACCAAUGGAACAAAGCUGUUGAAUUGGCUAAAAAUCAUAGUAUGAAAGAAAUUGGAUCUCUGUUAGCUAGAUAUGCAUCUCAUUUACUGGAAAAGAAUAAAACUCUUGAUGCCAUAGAACUGUAUCGGAAAGCCAAUUACUUUUUUGAUGCUGCUAAACUGAUGUUUAAGAUUGCAGAUGAAGAGGCAAAGAAAAGAACUAAACCUUUGCGUGUUAAGAAGCUCUAUGUUCUGUCAGCUUUACUUAUAGAGCAGCAUCAUGAACAAAUGAAAAAUGCCCAACGAGGAAAAGUUAAAGGAAAGAGUUCAGAGGCCACUUCUGCAUUGGCUGGUUUGCUGGAAGAGGAAGUUCUGUCUACAACGAGUCGUUUCACAGAUAAUGCUUGGAGAGGGGCUGAGGCUUACCACUUCUUUAUACUUGCACAGAGGCAGCUCUAUGAGGGAUAUGUUGACAUUGCGUUGAAGACAGCUCUUCACCUACGAGACUAUGAAGACAUUAUCCCUGCUGUUGAGAUCUACUCUCUGUUAGCGCUCUGCGCAUGUGCCAGCAGAGCUUUCGGGACUUGCUCAAAAGCUUUUAUUAAACUUGAAUCUUUAGACACCCUCAGUUCAGAACAGAAACAGCAAUACGAAGAUCUUGCUCUAGAAAUCUUCACCAAACAUACUCCAAAAGAUAACAGAAAAUCUGAAUUGGACAGCCUUCUUGAAGGUGGAGAAGGGAAACUGCCAACAUGUGUUGCCACAGGAAGCCCGAUCACUGAAUAUCAAUUUUGGAUGUGCAGUGUCUGCAAGCAUUGUGUUCUUGGUCAGGAAAUAACUAACUACAACUUCUGUCCCUUAUGCCAUAGUCCAGUGGGAUAAGGGAAUGAUGAACUGUAUAUAAUUGUAAAAUAUAUGUAGCAUAUGUUCAUAGCCAUAACUGUAUAUGUAAUACGGUUGAUUGCUGUAAGUUUUAUAUGAAAAUAAGACUCAUUAUUUUAUAGUUGUAUUUUUGCACAAAAUUUUUAUUAUUCCUAUAAUAAAGUACUUUUUGUACAGAAAUACAACCAUAAAAUAAUAAAGAUGAUUUUCAUGGAAGUCAACCUUAUUUUUUAUCUAUCUGUAUGUCAUUUAUCUAUCUUGAGGUUAGUUACAUGAUACCAUGGAAAUAUCCAAAUAAUAAAUGUUUUUCUUAUAGUGUCAAGGUUAUUAAUUCAUUAAAAAGUCUUGGGGGUGAGAGAAGCAUGGGAAUGGGGCAAAGCUGAAUUUAGAGCAUUGACAUAACUUGUAUUACGAGGAGGUUAAACAAUUUUAAUACUGAAAUGAGCUUUAUGUCUAGCUGUAUUUGAUUAAAUGAGUAUUGAAUGUCUUCCAUGUUUUAUUUUCAGAAGUAAGGAGAUGGCAUUUUAAGACAAUUUUUACAAUUUGAAUAGUUUCUAAUAGACUUAUUCAUCCGUUUAAAAAAAUCUAUCCUGUUAGUCUCAUUCAAGAGAUGGCAUUUAGCACUUACUUUUUCAUAUUAUUGUGCACAAAACUUGGUUCUAUUUAUAAUGAUAAGAACUUAUACAAAAAUACCCAUUUUGUAGUUAUGCUUUCAAUUGAAAUAUUGUCACCAAGCUGGACUCUUCAUUUAAGAAAACUCUUGCUGUAGGAAGUGAUUCUUUCUUGAUAUGCAUCUGUUUUGAUGUGUUAUCAUUAAUUUAAAAGAGAAAAAAUUGUGAUCAGUAAUGGGUAAAUUUCUUACCUCUUUUAUAUAGAAAAUAAUGCUCUCCGUUUAUUUCUAAUGAACUUAUGUCCUCUCAUUUUGUGGCUAAAGACCACACUUUAGCACUAUUUUAUUAAGAUUGUUUGCUGAGGUUUGGCUGAUGUUUAGUUGAGACGAUAAAUAAAGAGAAAUACACAGCA
Messenger RNA from Galeopterus variegatus (Sunda flying lemur), 4606 nucleotides. RefSeq names its product WD repeat domain 35 (gene WDR35). Bases 56 to 3583 code for a protein of 1175 amino acids. Gene Ontology annotation, biological process: intraciliary retrograde transport; protein localization to cilium; non-motile cilium assembly. Gene Ontology annotation, molecular function: protein binding. Lineage: Eukaryota; Metazoa; Chordata; Mammalia; Dermoptera; Cynocephalidae. Gene Ontology annotation, cellular component: intraciliary transport particle A; non-motile cilium. The record is from RefSeq and is a predicted model, not a curated record. The transcript has 28 exons.